AUGGAUAUGAGUUCUAUGGAUAUGUCAAGUAUGACUAUGUCGUCGAGCUCGAUGUCGGGUUCGAUGUCGAUGUCGAUGUCGAUGACCAUGUCGAUGCCCACCGCGACAGCUAGUAGUUCUGGUGGAAUGUCGGGUAUGUCUGGGAUGGAUACAGGCAAUAGCUCUGAUAGUUCGAUGGACAUGGGAAUGAAUUAUUAUCUGACACCAACUUACAAACACUAUCCUGUGCUGUUCCAACAUUUAGUAGCUGAUUCUGAGGGAAAAGCUUUCGGUAUAUUUUUAUUGAUUGUGGUUGCAGCUUUUGCGUACAAAUUUUUAUUGUUCGUUAGUUGGUGCUUGGAAGUGCACUGGUUUAAGAGGUGGAAUAAGACUAACAAGUACAGUACUUUGCAAGUUGAGAGAAACACCAAUAAUGGAAAGAGUUCCGAUGGUAAGGAUUACUAUGGUGAUGAGAUUCUUGAGAUGUCCACUUUGCCCAAAAUACCAAAUUUCAUGUUUGAUGUUUUCAGUCCCUCACUAAUCGAUUUGUUCCACGAUUUCAUCAGAGCUUUGCUAACAUUUACCUCUACUAUGAUCAUUUACAUGUUGAUGCUUGCAGCAAUGUCAUUUGUUCUAACCUAUGUCUUUGCCGUCAUUACAGGUCUGGCGCUCGCAGAAGUCUUCUUCAAUAGAUGCAAAAUUUGCAUGCUGAAGAGAUGGGAUAUUCAGAGAGAAAUUAAAAAGACCACAACGUGCCCGGGGGCAGGUGCCUGUCAGUGCGGCAGACACGAAUGGUCCGCCAAUGAUGAAGAUGCGACCGCGAGUCUAAACGAUCAAAGCACUCAGAUUCAGGACAAGACGGGAGGAGGCACAGGGUGCUGCUCCAAGGUUGAGCAACCCGUCGAACCAUCGUGUUGUUGUACAGAGCAGGCCAAAGAGGAUGAAAGAAAAAUUGAAAAAAACAUCCUUGAGAGUUCAAAAUUGCAGGAACAAGCAGGCAACAUGGACUCCAAUUUAAUGCCUGCCGAGAAGUUCCAAUAA
Molecule: messenger RNA, 1020 nt
Organism: Torulaspora delbrueckii
Lineage: Eukaryota; Fungi; Ascomycota; Saccharomycetes; Saccharomycetales; Saccharomycetaceae
Gene: CTR1
Product: high-affinity Cu transporter CTR1
Exons: 1
Coding region: 1-1020 (339 amino acids)
Biological process (GO): intracellular copper ion homeostasis; copper ion transmembrane transport
Cellular component (GO): plasma membrane
Molecular function (GO): copper ion transmembrane transporter activity
Source: RefSeq, a predicted model, not a curated record